Molecule: messenger RNA, 360 nt
Organism: Ostertagia ostertagi
Lineage: Eukaryota; Metazoa; Nematoda; Chromadorea; Rhabditida; Trichostrongylidae
Source: the annotation of a GenBank genome assembly
AUGGGAGACGAUCCAAGUCCAGAAACUGCACCGCGGUACGAGGGCGUCGAGAAAGCAGUCGUAGCUGAAGCGCAGCGGAUAGCCCACAAGUAUGACCCUCCUCUACCUGUUUACGCAUACACGAAGGUAGAGUACGACCCACGCAAACUGAUAUGCUCAUUCUAUACGGCGAAGGAUCUGUGUAACACGAUCAUACUGCCAUAUGUUAUGGGUGUCAAUGGUUUAAUUUUUUGGAGCAGCAGCAACAAUAUGACGGAUCGAUGCGGUUCGAUCACAACCUUCCUAAAUAUGACGCUUGGACCUUUGGUUAGGGAUGUCAGCAGAGGCCGUUACGGAGAAUGGACUAAAGACUACAACGAG